This is a messenger RNA of Dictyostelium discoideum AX4, 1506 nucleotides long. RefSeq lists its product as hypothetical. NCBI's taxonomy places the organism in Eukaryota, Evosea, Eumycetozoa, Dictyosteliales, Dictyosteliaceae. The transcript has a single exon. Bases 1 to 1506 code for a protein of 501 amino acids. The record is from RefSeq and is a predicted model, not a curated record.
AUGGAUUAUCAAUUAUUUAAAAAAGUAUUUAAUAAUAAAUAUUUAAGAAAUAAAAUAUUUGAAUCAGUUUCAAUAAUAAAUAAAGAGAAUAAAUUUAUAGUAAAGAAAUUUAAUCAAUGUGGAGUUAAAUGGAUAGUAAUGAAUAAUCAUUUUCAAUUAUUAAUUUAUAUAUUUAAAAUCCAAGCAAAUAAAAGAAAACAAUUAACAUAUCCAUUAUUACAAAGAUUUCUAGAAUUUAAUCAAUCAAUUGAAAUUUUAAAAAUUUUAAUUUGUCAAGUACCAUCAUUUUUUGAAAAUUUAACACCAAUUCAACAAUUUAAUAAUUCACAAUCAUUAUUUAGUUCAAUGAAAUCAAAAAAUGAAUUAAUUAUUAAAUAUUUAAUUGAAGAAAAAAGUUUUGAAAUUACAAAAAUUUCAAUUGAUUUUGUGUGUUGUCAAGAAAAUUAUCAAUUUUUUAAAUAUUUAUUAUUAAUUGAUGAAAAAUUAAAUAAAAAUAAUAAUAAUAAUAAUAAUAAAAAUAAUAAUUUAAUAAAUAAUUCAAAUUUUCAACAAAUUAAUCUUGUAAUUAAAUUUAAUGAUUUUGAAUUUUUUAAAGAAUUAAUAGAAAAAUCAAAUAAUGUUGAAAUUUUAAAAAAUUAUUUAAAAAAUGAAGAUACAAUUGUAUCAAUUAUAAAAACGUGUGGUAAUAAUUUAAAUUUGGAAUUUAUAAAAUUCAUUUUUCAAAUGUUUAAUAAUGAACAAUUAAAAUUAACAACGACAGUUAUUAUUGAAACUAUUAAAUUUGGUUCAUUUGAUUUGUUGAAAUUAUUAUUAGAAAAUCAAGAUUAUUUUAGUAAUAAAUUCAGUUCAAUUAAAACUUCACCAUUUAUAAAUAAAUAUUGUUUUUUAUAUUUAUUAGUAUACAGAUGUGAUAAAGAAAUUUUAGAUUAUUAUUGCAAAAAAUUGAAUUUAUUUAAUAAUACCACCGCCACCGAUGAUGAAGAUGACGAUUUAUCGUUAAAAGAGACAAUUGGGGAUAUAGAAGUUUAUGAAAAACUAUCAAAUUUUAAAAAUGGUAAAACUUGUAUUAUUUCAUUCAUUGGUGAUAUUUCAUCAAACAUUUGUUAUGACCAUAAUCAAUCGUCAUUGGAAAUGAUGAAAUAUUUAAGUGGAAACCAAUACUUUAAUUCAAUAUUUACAAUAACCACAACCGUUAUGGAUAAUGCGUUGUUUUCAGGUAGGUUCGAUAUUUUCAAUUGGUUAGUUAAGAAUGGUAAUCAAGGUUGUUCAGAUAAAGGUUUCCAUUUUUGUUGUAGAAAUAUGCCACAAUAUCGAUUUCAAUUGGCUACUAUUUUAGAGAAAUUCAGAUCAAAUUUUAGUGAUGAUGUAAUUUUAAAUUCAAUUUCUUCAAAUGAUUAUUUUAGAUUAGAUAAAAAGAAUCAUAAUUAUUUAUCUUCAUUUUUACCACAACAUUUAAAACCUGAUUUUCCAAUGGAAUAUACACCAAUUAAAACUAAAUAUUUAUAA